UUUCUCGACAAACAAACAAGCUUCACACCGUGUUUCUCGUUGAAGCCAGCUUCUUAAACAUAAAGCAGAGGAGACCCAGCUACUUUUGAAGACGAAGACCUUAUCUUCUUUUCCUCCUUUGAAAGCGACGGAAAUGGCGGAAAUUCCAAAGUUGGACUCAGGUUCUUCGUCCUCAGAACAGAACAGGGCGAACCAGAAAAUCUCAGUUUCAGAUCACAUGGACGCAUUUCAAUACACACCCGAGAAAUCUGAUAACUUUGUGAUUGACAUGGACGCCUUCCCUUCCACCAUCAAUAAAGAUAACAAUCCCAAUUCCAGAAUUACAUUGCAGAGGAACCUUUCCAGGAAAGGAUCUCAGCGUGGGGGCGACAAGAAGAUCAAUGGCAGUGCUGCCCUUCAUGAUAGGGAUAGUGUCCCUACAACAGGCUCACCUAAAGCUACUCUGAUGGGGUCUUGCACGCCUGAAAAGCCCGGGAUGGUGACCGUAGGGUCCACUGAUCACUCCACCAAUUCACAGGUCCAUCAUCAGAUUACCAUCACAACCAGCAAUAUCAGUACCACCGCCGCAGCCGCCACGGCCAUUGAAAGCAAAGGAGUAUCCCGGCGAAACAGUUUCAAGAGGCCUUCUUUCCGGAUCCUCGAUCCUAGGAGGGUUCUUCUGUUCUUUGCCACCUUGUCAAGCAUGGGAACUAUGUUGUUGAUAUACUUCACCCUUGCAAUGGGCAAGCAAAGUGAUGAAAAUGGGGUUGAUUGGCAGCAAUGAGAUAACCGGAGGACCAUGCAUCUGAAGUGAAGAUAUAUAAGUUAGAAACCAAGGAUUGAACAUUUACAAUACAAGUUUCACGGAAGGACAGAAAUUCUCAGAAGUCCUAGUUAACAACCAGCCAGUACUAGGAGCCAAUAAAAACAAAUCAAAACGGGUGCUUCAGUGAUAGUGGAACUCAUUGCCUCCCUGAACACUCGGUUUAACAGGUUUUCGUUGCUUCAUUCUACAGCCAAAUGAUACAUUAUGUGUAUCUAAAAAUUUUCUUGCAGAAGAAUUGCAGCUUAAGGCAGAAGAGGAAAUCAGUUCACCGAAGAUAAAACUGCUGGCGUUUAUAAGCCGAUGAAAUUUCUACAACCUUCUUGACGUCAAAAUCAGUUAACACUCAGCUCUAGGGAUUCAACUCUUUGGCGAAUUCAUGAUGUCAUUGCAAAGUCAUACUCACUUCCACUUAGAGGAAUGGGAAACAACAGAAGACGUGAAACAGAAUCCACUUAGAAAUAUGUCGUGUUUUUUAGUAUUGCACGGCUCAGUGAAGGAUUAGAGUGUCACUGUUCUCCUCUCCCUGGCCACUUUAUUUAGCCUUGCUUUUUCCUUCCUUGGAUCAUGCUGUUCUGUUCUUUUGUAUUUGGUUCUUACAUGCAAUCCUAAUCGUAGGUGCAAUUUUGAGCUUGUAA
Messenger RNA from Neltuma alba, 1440 nucleotides. RefSeq lists its product as uncharacterized. Bases 134 to 763 code for a protein of 209 amino acids. The transcript is spliced from 6 exons. The record is from RefSeq and is a predicted model, not a curated record. NCBI's taxonomy places the organism in Eukaryota, Viridiplantae, Streptophyta, Magnoliopsida, Fabales, Fabaceae.